Messenger RNA from Lycium barbarum (goji berry), 809 nucleotides. Its product is annotated as large ribosomal subunit protein eL18y. Bases 68 to 631 code for a protein of 187 amino acids. Gene Ontology annotation, cellular component: ribosome; cytosolic large ribosomal subunit. The record is from RefSeq and is a predicted model, not a curated record. Gene Ontology annotation, biological process: translation. Gene Ontology annotation, molecular function: structural constituent of ribosome; RNA binding. The transcript is spliced from 4 exons. NCBI's taxonomy places the organism in Eukaryota, Viridiplantae, Streptophyta, Magnoliopsida, Solanales, Solanaceae.
GCAAUCUAGGUUUCAAGAAACAUCAGAGUGUUUUCUCUCACAAAUCAACACUCCUCUUCCAGCAGCCAUGGGUAUCGAUCUUAAGGCGGGAGGUAAGUCUAAGAAGACCAAACGUACUGCCCCUAAAUCCGAUGAUGUUUACCUCAAACUCCUCGUCAAGCUUUACCGAUUCUUGGUAAGGAGGACUGGAAGCAAGUUCAAUGCGGUGAUUCUCAAGAGGCUUUUUAUGAGCAAGAUUAACAGACCUCCACUAUCUCUCUCGAGAUUGGUUUCAUAUACCAAGGGAAAGGAGGACAAGACUGUUGUUAUCGUGGGUACUAUUACGGACGAUGUUAGGGCUUAUGAGGUUCCUAAGUUGAAGGUGUGUGCUUUGAGGUUUACAAAGACAGCUAGGGCAAGGAUUGAGAAGGCUGGUGGUGAGUGCUUGACAUUUGACCAACUUGCUCUCAGGGCUCCACUUGGCCAGAACACGCUUCUCCUCAGAGGUCCUAAGAAUGCACGUGAAGCAGUGAAGCACUUUGGUGCAGCUCCGGGUGUUCCACACAGCCAUACCAAACCAUAUGUGCGUGCCAAGGGAAGAAAGUUCGAGAGAGCUAGAGGAAAGCGAAAGAGUAGGGGUUACAAGGUUUAAGUUGAGUUAUGUUAUUAAAAUCUCAGAAUGGUUUUUAUCAUUUGUGUUGUGGCAGUACAAGUUUUGCAGACACUAGUAUGCAGUUGCUUAUGUUUCUUGUUAAGGAUAUUGGAUUCUAUUUACUUUGAAACUAAAUUUCUAGUUUAAAAUGAAUGCAGCGCAUCUGUUUGUUGCUUUA